Leptonychotes weddellii (Weddell seal) is the source of this 5738-nucleotide messenger RNA. NCBI's taxonomy places the organism in Eukaryota, Metazoa, Chordata, Mammalia, Carnivora, Phocidae. The record is from RefSeq and is a predicted model, not a curated record.
AGGAGCUUACGCCGUGGGAACAGUCCUGAGAUGAUCUUCAUUGUUACCUGUGAGCAGUGACUGACAGCAGCGGUGUCUGAGGCGGGCUGUGUCUGUGGACCAGGCGAUUCCAUCCGUCAGGCACUCGGACCUCUGGAAAAGGUGUCCGAGCUUCGGUUUGGGGCAGGUAUGGAUGAGAAAGGUGACCCGAGCAAUGACGAAGUGCCCAAGGCCAUCAAGCCCACCAGCAAAGAAUUCAGGAAAACGUGGGGCUUUCGAAGAACCACCAUUGCCAAGCGAGAGGGCGCUGGGGACGCCGAGGCCGACUGUCUAGAGCGGCAGCCCCAGCAGCAGCAGAGCCUCUCCUUGCGCCGCAGUGGGAGGCAGCCGAAGCGGACCGAGCGGGUGGAAGAAUUUCUUACGACGGUCCGACGAAGAGGGAGGAAGAAUGCGCCUGCCUCCCUCGAGGAUUCUAGUGAACCAGCGUCUUGUCCCGUCACAGAUGUGGAGACGGCGUCUGAAGGCAGCGUGGAGAGCACCUCUGAGGGGAAGGGCGGGCCCACGUCGGGCUCCACGGGUGAUAAGGAACGACCAGCCGCCUCAGCAAAGGCCAAAGGGGGUGAGGACGAGGAUGACACCUCUGACAGUGACAGCGAUGGGCUGACUUUGAAAGAACUUCAGAACCGCCUGCGAAGACAGCGGGAACAAGAGGCGGCCGACAGGCCCCCCAAGAGCCUCCAGAGCCGCCUGAGGAAGAAGCGCCGGGAGCAGGAUCCCACGCAGACCGUGGACGUGGAGGCGGGCAAUGCCACGGAGAGCGUGCUGCCCCGCAAGCAGGAGCCCGAGGCUGAGCAGGGUGCGGUGUCCCAGGCUGAGAAAGACUGUGGAGAAAGGGAGCUGGAAGGGAAGGCUCAGGGAAUCGAAGGUGGAGACUCCGGGGACGUGGGCAGGCAGAAGCCCGAGUGUGAGGCCUAUGAGCCCAACGCUCUGUACUGCAUCUGUCGUCAGCCACACAACAACAGGUUUAUGAUUUGCUGUGACCGAUGUGAAGAAUGGUUUCACGGCGACUGUGUGGGCAUCUCUGAGGCCCGGGGACAGCUUCUGGAAAGGAACGGUGAAGAUUACAUCUGCCCAAACUGCACCAUUCUGCAGGUGCAGGACGAGCCGGACUCCGGAAGCGCAGCACAGCAGGAGGCCAAGUGCGGGCCUGCCGGCGCGGAUGGCACGGACUGUAUGAGCAUGGGAACGGUGGAGCAGAAGUCCAGCGAGGACCAAGGAAUUAAGGGUAGAAUUGAGAAGGCUGCGAACCCAAGUGGCAAGAAAAAGCUCAAGAUAUUCCAACCUGUUGCAGAGGCUCCUGGUGCCUCAAAAUGUAUUGGCCCUGGGUGCUCUAACUUGGCGCAGCCUGACUCGGUUUACUGCAGCAGUGACUGUAUUCUCAAACACGCUGCUGCUACGAUGAAAUUUCUAAGUUCAGGUAAAGAACAAAAACCAAAACUUAAAGAAAAGAUCAAGACGAAGCCAGAAAAGCUCAUUCUCCCAAAAUGUAGCGUUCAGGCAGGCAUUAGAAUCUCUGCUAUGCACAAGAGACCGGCUCCAGACAAGAAAGAGAACACCGUGAAGAAGGCAAUGGUGGCCCCGUCGAGGAGUGAGGUCCUCAUGAAGGAAGCGACCAGUGAAGGCACGCCGUCCUGGGCAAGCGACCACAAUUACAAUGCAGUAAAGCCAGAACAGACUGCUGCUCUCUGGCCGCCACUGUUGUAUAAAUCCACGAAGGAGGACAGGCGGGUGGAGGAGAGGACCACGGCUCCUAAGAAAAUGGCCCCUGCGGGCCCCUCGGCAGGCAGCAGACAACCUCUGCCCAGAAAUCUCCUUCCAAAGAAGUCUCCACCCUUCGCAAACGCAGCGGCAGCCAAAGUGGCCAUCAAGAAGUCGCCCUCGGGUUUCAAGGGCCCUGGACCCAAGCGGCCCUGGCUCUCGGCCACCCCCUCGGCCGGCGCUCCUGCCGCCAAGCAAGCAGCGCUGGCGCCUGGGGCUGCCGCAGCUGCUUCCAAAAAGCUACCCAGCUCGGCCGCGUUGGCGGGGGCCAUCCGGAAGCCAGCGGCUGCCUCUGUGCCCUUGGCUUCUCCAGCCCCAGGACGCCUGGGGACCUCGAACCCUGCCCUGUCGCAGCCAAAUUCGCAAAUUCGGCAAAAUAUCAGACGCUCCUUGAAGGAGAUUUUGUGGAAAAGAGUCAACGACAGUGAUGACUUAAUCAUGACAGAAAGUGAAGUAGGAAAAAUCGCCCUCCACAUUGAGAAGGAGAUGUUUAACCUGUUCCAAGUCACAGAUAACCGCUACAAGAGCAAAUACCGCAGCAUCAUGUUCAACCUCAAGGACCCCAAAAACCAGGGGCUCUUCCAUCGUGUUCUGCGUGAGGAAAUCUCUUUGGCAAAACUUGUGAGAAUGAAGCCGGAAGAGCUGGUAUCUAAAGAGCUGUCCACGUGGAGGGAGCGGCCAACCAAGCCCGUGAUGGAGUCCAGAAAUAAGCUGCACAGUGAGAACAAGAAGACCGCCACUAAACAGGACCCUGUGCCCGACAUGGAGGACUCUCCACCCGUGUCCGACUCCGACGAGCAGCAGGAGUUGGUGCGGGCCAUGCCGGAGAAGAGCACCGCACCCCUCCUGGACGUCUUCAGCAGCAUGCUGAAGGACACCACGGGUCAGCACCGGGCUCAUCUGUUUGAUCUCAACUGCAAAAUCUGCACAGGUCAGGUUCCCUCAUCAGAAGAUGAGCCAGCUCCAAAAAAACAAAAGUUGUCAGCUUCUAAGAAGGAAGAGUCAAAAUCCAAGUAUGAGACCUCUCUCUCUGAGCCAGUUCUUAGCUCAGCUGAUGAAGCGAUACCAGAAACUCUGCCCGAAAAUGCCUCUGAGCCAGACCUAGAAAGUGCUUCUCACACGCACCCGGAGAGAAAGUAUUUCCCCGUGCCGCCAGGAGACAGCCACCCAGAAUCCUCCGCCCUGGAAGGCCCCUCCUGCCCAGCGACAUGUGGGGGCCCGGUGCUCACCACGGUCACGGUGUCCGGCCGAGACCCCAGGACUGCAUCUAGCGGGUCGUGUACAGUCACGGCCCCUGCAGCAGCCCGCCCAGAUGGUGCCCACCCAGCGGAACCCCGACAAGACGUCCUGAAGCCCACUGUGACCUCGGUGACGGUGCCCAAGUCCAUACUAGCUAAGCCGUCCUCGUCCCCUGAGCCCAGAUACCUCCUGCCGGUGGCGCCGCCGCGCGUCAGCCUCUCCGAGUCAAGGUCCCCUCCAGAAGGAGAUACAACCCACUUUUUGUCUCGACUCAGCACCAUUUGGAAAGGAUUUAUUAACAUGCAGAGUGUAGCGAAAUUUGUCACUAAGGCGUAUCCCGUGUCGGGGUGCUGUGACUAUCUCAGUGAGGACCUGCCGGACACGAUUCACAUUGGUGGAAGGAUCACACCCAGAACAGUUUGGGAUUAUGUCGGCAAACUCAAAUCUUCUGUGUCUAAGGAGCUGUGUUUGAUCCGAUUCCACCCCGCGACCGAGGAGGAGGAGGUGGCCUAUAUCUCUCUCUACUCCUAUUUCAGCAGCCGUGGCCGCUUUGGUGUUGUAGCUAAUAACAGCAGGCACGUCAAGGACCUCUACCUGAUCCCACUGAGUGCUAAGGACCCCAUUCCAUCCAAACUCUUGCCCUUUGAGGGACCAGGUAAGCGCCAACUUUGUGAGUGGUGACUGUGCACACCUGACCCCACACGUCCCUUUCCUUCCAACACCACGCGGGCAGAUCUGCCACCUCACCCAGACCGUGGCUUUCUAGCAGCAGGAACGAGGAGUGCAGAUGGAGCCCCGUUUAGCUCUAGAGCUCGGCUUCUGGGAUACCGGAGGGCGGCGCUAGAAAUGCCCUUCCUGUUGGCGUGAAUUGUCUUAGAAAAGUGACAUGAAGAGGGGAAAAUCCCACAGCGUCCAGCCAGCUGGUCAUGGCCUCAGGUCAGUGGAGGCCAGAAAAGGGCCGGACAGGAAGGUGAUCCUCACAGCUGGCUUGGGGGAUGCUUGUGCUUGCCCCGCAGCUCCGGGGUGGGCAGAUGCCAGGCAAGAGAUACAGGAAAGCUAUUCUGUGUUUGUUCAUUCCUUAGAAAGCGGUAUUUUUAGAAGAUUAUUUACAAAUUAGUUCUUUAAAAAAAAAAAAGAGCUCAGAUGUGUCAAGGGGUUGAGGGUGAUUCCAAAGGGGACAUGGUGUGUGAGGGGCCCACUCCUGUUAAGCCCUGAGAAGUCCACGUGACUGAGUACGCAGCUGGCAGAAGAUGCCCACAUUGAAGUGUCUCCUUGGUCAUGAAGUCCCCGAAGGACGGAGACACCGGAGAACGCACGGUGAACGCUCUCGAGGUGCUUUGUUGUUCUAGAGCCACGGCUGAACGCCAGGCCCUUGCUGGCGCUGCCUAGACCUGGCACCUCUGUGGCCCUGGCCCUGUCGCCAGUCCCGGCCAGUGUUCCCGCCACAGCCGCAUGCCGUACUCACCGCACCUAAACCGUAGCUAGGCCCAGCAGGGCUGCUCGGGCCAGGGCGCGCCACCCACACGCAUGUCCGGGUCCCGACCGGAGUGUGUUCUUAGCGCUUGAGCCGGGCUCGGUUGGUCCCUACAUGUCAGAAGCCGGCCCACAGUGCUGUGGGCUGGUAUCCGUAACUGGGGGGGUAGAUAGCUGCCAGCACACUCCAGCGAGUCACCUUAAUGCCGAGUACAGUUUAAAAGCAAAGGACUUGAGGGGGUCCUCUCGCGAACCCUUGGGGUGAAGAGACGCCCCCUAGCGGGUGGCAGAAAGAACCUUGCUGGAGGUUCUUGGCGAGCAGCUGUGUGCAGCGUGCUGGCCCGCUCCCCGGAUGACCGUCCUGAGUCCCCGAGGGUGAAGAGGAAGAAGCUGGCCUCCCAGGCCCUGUGAAGAGCCUCCAGUCAGUCACCAGCAUAGAAGCUCGUAUGGAGGAUGUAGCGUAAGCAGAAGCGUAGGGUUCCCUGGUAACACAGACACUGGGUGUUCACAGAGCCGCGGCUGAGAUCCGCAGCCUCCCUGAAGCCGGGCUAAAGCUCCUCCUGCCGCCCCAGCUGCGAGGUCCGCAGGGGGUGAGCUUCCCGGAGAUGUCACUGUCGGGAGCAAGCGGAGGCCUGUGUGGAGGUCCCGCUGGGUCAGGGCUGCAAGGAGCUGGGCUUGAUGCGGAGGCAGGAGCAGGCUCCCUGCAGUGGACAGGUGAGGAGACCCUCCAGCAGAGCCGCGGCGGGGGGAGCCCAGCUGGCAGAGGGGCGGGGGUCGCAAGGGACACUUCCAGGGUGACACAGGGACAAGGAGGGCGGUGGGGUGGGUGGCACGCGCCAGAUCCACUAAGCGUGAUGGCCACUGACCACCCGGACACGCUCGGUGACCGGCCACCUGCACUCCUGAAGCUCCAACACCACCCGAAGGGCUACCCGGAUGACCCACAGACUUCCAUCCACAGUAAAUACAGGACAGGAGGGAGGGCUUUAGAAACGUAGUCAUCAGUGAAAUUGUGCUUAUAAGCUUUUGAAGAUUUUUUGUAAUUUAAGGGACUUCUAGGUUUAACUGUAUUUAGCAUAUAUUUUUUUAUUCUUCUGAUACCCCUAUUGCCAUCAUGACCUGUGUGUAUUUUAUACACUUUCCUAGUAAACAACCUGGAGCCCCGGCCAGGUUCUCUGCCUGACCUGCGUCACGUACCCAUAGCGUGACUUGGCGCUCUUUAGAUCCAA